This is a messenger RNA of Gongylonema pulchrum, 232 nucleotides long. Lineage: Eukaryota; Metazoa; Nematoda; Chromadorea; Rhabditida; Gongylonematidae. The record is from the annotation of a GenBank genome assembly.
GUUGUGGCAGCAGUGGUUGAUUAUACGCACAUUAUGUCGCUGUUCGAAAAUGAUCGACAUUUCUCGCAUUUGGCCGAUUUUGAGCGCGAAAUGGCAUAUCGCACCGAAAUGGUUAGCGCAUUUAUGGGCCAAUUUUUUCAAAUUAAAGCUGGUGGAGAGUUGGGAGCAGAAUAAGCGGAAUUUAUUAGCGCAGAGGGGAGAGGACCCAGUCGUAGAUUUGCUCAGAACAUGA